AUCAGUAGAUUAAAUCCUGAUAAUCUCACUGUUUCAAACAGUGAAAUUAUCAUUUUGAUAAUUUCACUGCUACGGAACUACUUUUUUCCCCUUCAAUGAACCCCAUAUACAUGUACAUAAGUACAACUUGAGUUGUCUCCCUUCUAUUUACUCUCUUUAUUUACAAACAACAAAUUACAUGUACUUCCUCUUUAUUCAUUUACUUCCUGUCGUCUGCAAAAAUGGAAGAACUUGCAAAUUUGGAUGCUUCUGCCCUAGAUGAUAUUUUUAAUAACUUCUAUGAUAAAGAAGAGUAUGGAGAUUUUCAGGUUGCAAACAGAAAUUUUAGGGAAAUUGAUCCUGAUGACUUCCUGUUAGAAAAUGAAAAUAAAAAUACAAAAAGAAAAACAGAAAGUGACAUGAAAUUGUUUAUGUCAUUUUUGAUGGCAAAAAAUGAAGCCAGGUUGCCAGAGUACAUACCUCCAGAUGAACUAAAUCAUCUUCUCUGUACAUUUAUUUUGGGCAUAACCAAAAAAGAUGGUUCCGAAUAUGAACCGACAACAAUCAGAGGAUUUAUCAGCUCAAUUGAUCGUCAUUUGAAAUCAAAAUCAAGCCAUGUAUCCAUUUUUAAAGAUGUAGAAUUCUCUAAAACAAGAGCUGUAUUAACAAAAAAACAACAGCAACUCAAGAGUCUAGGAUUGGGCAACAAACCAAAAACUGCAGAAGUGUUGGAUGAUGCGACCCUGGAUAAAAUGUAUGAAAAUGGUACACUUGGUGAUGGCAAUCCAAGAGCGUUAAUACAUUCCAUGUGGCUUAUUUGUACAAGUUAUUUUGGCAUGCGAACAGGCAAAGAAUGCCAUGACCUCUGCUGGGGAGACGUACAAUUAUGUAUCGACGAGGUGACGGGGCAAGAAUUUUUAAUGUAUGACAAAGAGAGACAAACAAAAACAAGAUCAGGUUGUAACCCUCGAGAUACAAGAACUGUAAAACCAAAGGCAUUUGGCAAUGAUGAAGACACACGAAAAUGCCCUAUUCACCUCUACAAGAUGUACCGAGAUAAAAGACCAGAGAGCAUGUGUUCGGAUGAAAGUCCUUUCUUUCUGACACCAGGCGGAGGCACUCAGAAGAGCUGGUAUAGAAAAGCUCCAAUGGGGAUCAACAAACUACAUAACAUCAUGAAUGAUAUGAAAUCAGACGCCAACAUUACAAAUUCAAGAAUUACCCCAUAUAGUUCAAGGAAGAGACUGAUACAAAAACUCCAAGACGAGGGAGUUCCAGCAAAUCAAAUAGUACAGAUAUCUGGGCACAAGAAUAUCAACUCAAUUAACAACUACAGCAAAAUUAACAAUGAUCAAUCAAAGAACAUUUCUGACAUAUUAUCAAAUAAAAUCAGUAACACUCACUCAGAUCUCCAAGUUCGAAGUUCUACUCCAAAGUCUGCAUCCAUGACCAUGUCAGAUUGUGUUCGUGCAGGUGACAAUAAUGGAAAGCCUCCACAGGGUUUAUUUGCAUACAGUCAUUUCAACGGCAAUGUAACUUUUAAUUUCAACAGCUCAAUUUCUGAAAGCCUAUCCCAAAUGUCAGCCGUAACACUGAAUCGUAACACCAGCUCCGCCUCUGGAUCUGCAGUCGUUGACCCGUGUUCGCCGAUAAUUAGGCCAUACAAACGUAUCAGGAUGCUACCUGACAGUGACACUGAUUCUAAUUAA
Messenger RNA from Ruditapes philippinarum (Manila clam), 1688 nucleotides. RefSeq lists its product as uncharacterized. Gene Ontology annotation, biological process: DNA integration; DNA recombination. The record is from RefSeq and is a predicted model, not a curated record. The transcript has 3 exons. Gene Ontology annotation, molecular function: DNA binding. The coding region runs from base 222 to 1688 and encodes 488 amino acids. Lineage: Eukaryota; Metazoa; Mollusca; Bivalvia; Venerida; Veneridae.